Lineus longissimus is the source of this 1212-nucleotide messenger RNA. RefSeq lists its product as uncharacterized. The record is from RefSeq and is a predicted model, not a curated record. Lineage: Eukaryota; Metazoa; Nemertea; Pilidiophora; Heteronemertea; Lineidae. The coding region runs from base 1 to 1212 and encodes 403 amino acids. The transcript has a single exon.
AUGAUAGCCAAGUCCAUUGCAAGUAGGCUCGGUAUCACUGGUUUGCCCGAGGUCCUAAGUGUCAACACAGUCUUAGCAAAGGGUCAAAGUAAGGAGGUCAAAAUAGCCAAAUGCUUCCUCAGUCCAACUAGCGAGGAAGAACCUCUGAUACCAGUGAGCAGAGCUCACGUAGUGGACGAGCUACAUAUAGAUGAAAGGUACAGGCCUGACGUCGUAGACUUGUCAGGAUGGAAACAUCUACAAGGUCUUGAUCUUUCAACUGAAGUGGAUGUAAAGACUGUUUCCAUAUUGAUUGGUGAGGACGUACCACGGGCACAUGCUGUGACUGAAAGCCGUUAUGGAGAGUGCCCAGACACCCAACCUUAUGCUGUGAAGACCCCCCUAUCAUGGUGUGUUGCUGGACCGACUUGCAAGACUGGAGAUCAGCCUGUGCCCAGCUGCAAUCUACUCGUGGCGAGUACUGAUGUGCUUGGGGGUAUUGGUGAUCGGACGAGUGAGUUGGCCAGCGAGUCAUUAGAGCUUGAAGUGAAGAAGCUCUGGGAGGAGGAGAGGCAUGGUUUUGCUUGUGAUGGCAUUAAAAGGAUGUCGGUAGAAGACAAGAGAGCUAUGCAGAUCCUGGAGUCCAAAACUGCAUUCGUUGAUGGGAAUUACCAGAUUGGGCUGCUGUGGCGCGAGGAAAACCCAUGUCUUCCUAACAACAAGGCAUCAGCCGAGAAAAGGCUAAGAGCACUGCAGAAAAGGUUCGCCAAGGACUCAGAGUAUGCUGCAAUGUAUCGCAAGGCGAUAGAUGACUACAUUACCAAGGGCUAUGCUGUGCAGUUAUCUGACGAGGAAGCAGCAGUGACCACAAGCAAGACUUGGUACCUCCCGCACCAUGGUGUGCAGAAUCCUAAUAGGCCUGGAAGGGUUAGAGUCGUGUUUGACGCCGCAGCACGUUAUAUUGAGACUUCUCUGAAUCAAGAGCUCCUGCAGGGACCAGACUUAACCAACAGCCUAGUCGGGGUCCUGACGCAUUUCCGUCUAGGAAAGAUUGCUGUUACUGCAGAUGUUGAAGCAAUGUUCAUGCAGUUCAAAGUGCCAAAAGAGGAUUGUCAAGCACUAAGAUUCCUGUGGUGGUCAGAUGAAGCUGACGCUACUCUGCAGACGUUCUGCAUGACCCGACACAUAUUUGGGGCAACAGAUAGUCCCAGUUCAUGCACAUAUGGUCUUUGA